UGCUGACUUUAUCGUAAUGGCAACCGGAGCCUUUAAAAGUUUUAUACGUGAUUUCUUUGCGGCUAAAUACGAUGAUAAACGACUCGAUCCCAAGGCAGAGAAACUGGAUGGUAAUGGUCGCUAUUAUCCCAAUUGCAAAUCGGACGUUUGGUUGCGUUCGUGUGAACGUGAGAUUGUGGAUCCCAUCGAGGGACAUUUGAGCGGGCAUAUACCCAAAUGGUUAAAUGGUAGUCUACUGAGGAAUGGUCCUGGUAGCUGGAAGGUAGGCGAUAUGACAUUUGGCCAUCUUUUUGAUUGCUCGGCACUGCUGCAUCGUUUUGCUAUACGCGAUGGCCGUGUUACCUAUCAGAAUCGUUUUGUCGACACGGAAACAUUGCGUAAAAAUCGGGCAGCUCAACGAAUUGUGGUCACAGAGUUUGGAACAGCAUCCGUACCUGAUCCUUGUCAUACGAUCUUUGAUAAAUUUGCUGCCAUAUUUCGAGCAGACAGUGGCACGGAUAACUCUAUGAUAUCCAUUUAUCCAUUUGGCGACGAGUAUUAUACCUUUACCGAGACACCGUUUAUGCAUAGAAUUAAUCCAUGCACUUUGGCCACUGAGGGAAGGAUCUGCACCACCGAUUUUGUGGGCGUUAUCAAUCACACUUCACAUCCUCACAUUGUGCCCAGUGGAACAGUUUACAAUUUGGGCACUACCAUGACAAAGUCUGGUCCUGCCUAUACAAUUAUCUGUUUUCCCAAUGGCCAUCAGAUGUUCGAGGAUGCUCAUGUGGUGGCCACAUUACCCUGUCGCUGGAAACUUCAUCCCGGCUAUAUGCAUACAUUCGGCCUAACCGAUCAUUACUUUGUUAUUGUCGAGCAGCCUCUGUCCGUGUCUUUGACAGAGUAUAUAAAAUCUCAACUUUACAAUCAAAAUCUAUCCGCCUGUCUAAAGUGGUAUGAGGAUAAGCCGACAUUGUUUCAUCUGAUUGAGCGAUCAACGGGCAAAUUGGUUCAAUCCUAUGAAUCGGAAGCCUUCUUUUAUCUUCACAUUAUCAAUUGCUUUGAACAGGACGAACAUGUCAUUGUGGAUAUUUGUUGUUACAAGAACCCUGAAAUGAUUAACUGCAUGUAUUUGGAGGCCAUUGCCAAUAUGCAAACCAAUGCCAACUAUGCAAAGUUAUUCCGUGGACGUCCCUUGAGAUUUGUCUUGCCUUUGGGUGGGCAGGCAAUGACAUCCGGCAAACGAGCAAAAGGCUUAGUGAAGUCAUUUUCUCUGGUGGGUCUUGGCACGGCGCAACCUACGCGGCUAAAGCAUUCUGUUUCCGAAUUCGUGGACAUAUCCUAUUUAGCCACAAAUGCCACAAAUGUCGAGAAGACAGGAGAGACCAAGCGUAUGCGCUAUGAUGAGGACUCCAUUAACUUGGUUACACUUAAACAUAGUCAAGCCGAGGCUUAUCAAGGCACAAAUGCAAUCUAUCUGAGGCCAGAAAUGCUCUGCGAUUGGGGCUGUGAGACUCCAAGGAUCUACUAUGAACGACAUAUGGGUAAAAACUAUCGUUACUUCUAUGCCAUUAGUUCAGAUGUCGAUGCUGAAAAUCCUGGCACGCUCAUCAAGGUAGAUGUUUGGAAGAAAACCACCUUGACCUGGUGUGAACGAAAUGUAUAUCCCAGUGAGCCGAUAUUUGUGCCCUCGCCAGAGCCGCAAAGCGAGGACGAUGGUGUCAUAUUGGCUUCCAUGGUUGUCGGUGGUCUCAACGAUCGUUAUGUGGGCUUAAUUGUACUCUGCGCCAAGACAAUGACCGAACUGGGACGCUGUGACUUUCACACAAAUGGGCCAGUACCCAAAUGUCUUCACGGAUGGUUUGCCCCUUACACAGCCUAAUCUAUUCAGUAUUCACUAUAUAUAAGUAGUUUUAGCAUAUAUUUCACUUAGUAUUUUGGAUUCAAUACAUUGGCAAUGAACUCUUGCCACUUCCUUUGGAA
Molecule: messenger RNA, 1962 nt
Organism: Drosophila willistoni
Lineage: Eukaryota; Metazoa; Arthropoda; Insecta; Diptera; Drosophilidae
Gene: ninaB
Product: carotenoid isomerooxygenase
Exons: 4
Coding region: 17-1861 (614 amino acids)
Biological process (GO): carotene catabolic process; retinal metabolic process
Molecular function (GO): beta-carotene 15,15'-dioxygenase activity; carotenoid dioxygenase activity
Source: RefSeq, a predicted model, not a curated record